AUGGAUUCGAAUUGCAUAAUCAUUGAUCCUAAUGGGGAUGCGCUACGCGUAUUGCGACAACAUGCAGGUCGACUCCAUGCAAGCCUGAUCAAGAAUGGUGGAGACCUCUGCCUCCCUCUUGCCCAUCAAUGCCAACGCCCUCCAGGUGGACAACCUCUGGAUCAUCUGUAUACAACAAUCCAGAAUACGGAUGAGCUUCGUCAGACUCCCAUCUCGUCGUCCUCUUCGUCCCACUCGUCAACAUCAACCCUCGUUAACGAACCUAACGAACCCAUCCACACACAUUCGGGCGACAAUGUUCCUGUGCUCCAAACCACUGAGCCCACAGCUCAAUUCACCCAUUGCAUCAAGUUUCUCGUCUCGUCUAAACGCCUCUGCUUUGCCUCCCAUGCAUUCCAAGAAAGGCUCUCCCAGCCCAAUGUUCAUACCGAAACCAGCGAGACUCAAACGACCGAAAUUCUCCCCUGCUACCUCCCAAACCUGGAUGCCCUCUACAUCCUCCUCAACAUCAUGCAUUGCCGCACUCGUCAGGUGCCCCGCACUCUAAACCUCCAGGUCCUCUGCACGGUAGCAGUGUUGACUCAGCACUAUGGUUGUCUCGAAGCCGUGGAGGCGUUUGCAAGGACCUGGCUUGGAAAACUCCAGCAUUGCUUUCCCAAGACUUACUCGCAUGACCUACCCCAAUGGAUGCUAGUCUCACGGGUCUUUCAUCACCAUGGUUUGUUUCGGCUGGUUACGAAGAUCGCGCUGCGGGAGUCGACAGCCCCGAUCACCACAAAUGGUCUAGGGAUCCCCAUGGGACUGAUAGACCUCAUGAAUAAGAUUCGUCAAUUUCGCAUUGAAGAGAUUUUCAUCGCUCUGUACGAACGCAUGGAAUACCUUCUCGACCAUCAGGUGUGCUGUCCAGACUGUGACCACCUGAUGAUUGGGACUCUGGUGCAUCAACUGAAGUCGCGCGGGCUCUAUCCUCCGCCUCUGAUACCAUAUGAAGGAUUAAGUCUGGACUAUGUGUUGAAGACAGUCGAUGAGAUGAAAGAAUCCCGGUGCAAGGAAUUGGUUCAUGACAAGGUUGGAUGCUCAGGAGCAAAGUGUUUGCUCAAUCCGUGA
This is a messenger RNA of Aspergillus homomorphus CBS 101889, 1107 nucleotides long. RefSeq lists its product as uncharacterized. The record is from RefSeq and is a predicted model, not a curated record. NCBI's taxonomy places the organism in Eukaryota, Fungi, Ascomycota, Eurotiomycetes, Eurotiales, Aspergillaceae. Bases 1 to 1107 code for a protein of 368 amino acids. The transcript is spliced from 2 exons.